CUAUGAUUGGUGUAUUUGAAAAGCUACCGGUGAUUGUGUCUAACCUGAAACCUCACGAAAGUAUUGUUUGGUUCGUUGGGCUGUUGCAUGCAGGCUUGCAGCAGCUAGAGAUUUAUUAUUGUCGGCUACAACGGUGGCAUAAUGACAGAAACGCAACAAAAAUCGAAAUGCAUUACUCUAAAGGGUUCCGCGGAGUUAGUCGCUGAAUACUUGCAUUUCGGGAUCAACAGCAUACUUUAUCAGCGGGGCAUAUAUCCACCGGAAACAUUCGAACCGGCCGAACAUUUUGGUUUGUCAAUCCUUGUCUCUACGGAUGAAAAGAUAAAAUCUUUCUUGAACACUGUCCUAGGUCAGAUACAAGAAUGGUUACUACAAAAGAAAGUACAAAAGCUAACGCUAGUCAUAACCAAUGUAAACACUAAAGAGGUACUUGAGAAAUGGGAUUUCAAAGUUGACUACGAAGGAUCGACUCCAAAUGGCACUGGUAUCGACAACAAAAAUCUAAACCUCCCGGAAGUCGGUACAAAAGAUACCAAGACGAUUCAAAAAGAGAUCCGUGAAGUGAUACGUCAAAUAACGGGAACAGUCAGUUUUUUGCCGUUACUCGAUUGUCUCUGCUCCUUUGAUAUACUGACAUACACAGUUCCAGACUGCAAUAUACCCACCGAAUGGGAUGAAACACAGCCAGUAUUUAUCGCCAACAGUCAGGAAGUACAACUCAGGACUUUCUCUACAUCCAUUCAUAAGAUGCAGACCAUAGUUAGCUAUAAAAACGAUUGAUACCAAUGAAACAGUACGCUUACAUACUGAAGUGCUUAUUAUUGUCAUUUUUAUUCUUCAUAUACAUUCAAUUGUAAUUAUGCUCCUUCAAUUGUAUCAUCUUUCAUAUUAGAAUGUAAUGGUCUUUAAUUUAGUUGAUCAAGCACACGAAUAAUUUUUUUAAUAAAUCUUUUUACAUACUCUCA
Messenger RNA from Diprion similis, 965 nucleotides. RefSeq names its product mitotic spindle assembly checkpoint protein MAD2A (gene mad2). Gene Ontology annotation, biological process: mitotic spindle assembly checkpoint signaling. The coding region runs from base 142 to 780 and encodes 212 amino acids. Gene Ontology annotation, cellular component: cytoplasm; nucleoplasm; kinetochore. Lineage: Eukaryota; Metazoa; Arthropoda; Insecta; Hymenoptera; Diprionidae. The transcript has 2 exons. The record is from RefSeq and is a predicted model, not a curated record.